UCUUUGUGCCAGAGCUUCCCGCCAAUAUCCUUUGUCACUCAUUCCCAUUUCACACUAAUUAAAGAAGCAAAUUCAAAGUCAUCUAUCAAAUAAUAACACUUUCUCCGGCCAACAAUUACAGCACCACCAGAAUGAACUCCCAACUGUUUUCUCGGUCUACUUUUCUUGUUUCUUUAUUUUUCACAACUUUGAUUUUCAUGGAGUUUCCUGCGUCGACUUUAUGCGCCUCUGAUUGGUACUCAAAUUGUAGUACCACCGAUAUGUUCAGCUGUGGAGAGAUCACAAACGUGGGUUAUCCAUUCUGGGGAGCUGCUCGACCCGAAGCUUGUGGCAAUCCUCAGUUAAAGCUCACCUGUGAGAAAAAUGACACCACCAUAGAGAUUUUAGACGUCUGGUACCGAGUUUUGGAAAUGAAUACCAGAACCAAAACACUCACUAUUGCGAGAGAAGACUAUGUAAAUGGAAUUUGUUCACCCAACUUCGUGAAUAGCAGCAUACUUGAAUCUAAAGUUCUCGACAACACCACUUUGUUGCAAAACCUUACCUUAGUCUAUGGUUGUCGAGAAGAUGAACUUCCCGGGAAGGAUUACCAAAGGUUCACUUGUCCAAAAUAUGGGCUUGGGUAUUUAGUAUUGGCAGACGAAGGCCUUAACCCGUGUACUCAUAGUGUGCGUCUUCUGAUUCCUUCAGAUUCUAUUACUGAUGUUAACAAUUUAUCGCAAGUGGAACUAACCAUCAAAGCAGGCUAUGAUGUGAAAUGGAAUGACAGUGAAGCCUGUAGUGCCUGCACUAGGUCUAAUGGAGUUUGUGGUUUUAACCGCACUUCCAAUGGACCUACUUGCUACUGCCCAAAUCAAUCUUAUGGAUCCAAAACAUGUCGUUCCUCUCCACCACCACCUCCUCGGGUCUUGCCAAUGCCUUCCCUGGCUGCCCAGGCCCCACUAAUAACAAAAUCAGAGAAUGCGUCUACGAAUGCGACUUCAACAGUGCCUAUCUUGGCUGCCCAGCCCUCACAAUCACCAUCAGAGAAUCAGUCUACACCAGGUACGGUUAUAAAUUUUCUUGCCCCACUACCUCAAUUUAGGAGUAUUUGA
Quercus robur (English oak) is the source of this 1094-nucleotide messenger RNA. Its product is annotated as LEAF RUST 10 DISEASE-RESISTANCE LOCUS RECEPTOR-LIKE PROTEIN KINASE-like 2.7. Gene Ontology annotation, molecular function: polysaccharide binding. Lineage: Eukaryota; Viridiplantae; Streptophyta; Magnoliopsida; Fagales; Fagaceae. Bases 132 to 1094 code for a protein of 320 amino acids. The transcript has 2 exons. The record is from RefSeq and is a predicted model, not a curated record.